This is a messenger RNA of Meira miltonrushii, 981 nucleotides long. Its product is annotated as small-subunit processome. The record is from RefSeq and is a predicted model, not a curated record. The annotation marks the transcript as partial. NCBI's taxonomy places the organism in Eukaryota, Fungi, Basidiomycota, Exobasidiomycetes, Exobasidiales, Brachybasidiaceae. Gene Ontology annotation, biological process: rRNA processing. The transcript has a single exon. Gene Ontology annotation, cellular component: small-subunit processome; nucleolus.
AGAAAUGUCGUUCAUCGACGCAAUCAUAAAGAGCGAUCACAGCCGGGUAAUAGACGCAAAUUUGGACUAUUGGAAAAGCAUAAAGAUUAUGUAGAACGUGCAAGGGAUCAUCAUGCCAAACAAGAAAAGUUGCAAAGAUUGCAACAAAAAGCCGCUUUACGCAAUACGGAUGAAUUCAAUUUUGGAAUGAUAAAGAGUGCAACAAAUAAUCUACUAGAUCGAGCAAAAGGUGGAAAACAUCAUCAAAGUAGAACGGGUACAAGCUCUUUAGAUCUUUCGAAUGAUUUAGUGGCAAUCCUCAAAUCUCAAGAUGUUGGCUAUUUACGAAAUGUAGCAAGAGCUGAAGAGAAAAAAAUAGAACAAAUCAAAGAGAAAAUAAAGCCAUCGAUUGGAUCUUUACCAAUGCAAUGGCUAGAUGAGAAGGAAGGAAGACGAGAAGCUUUGGAACGGCAUGGAUUACUACAACCUUCAAAGAAGGCGGGAAGACUGAGCAAAAAAGCUUUGGAGAACAGCAACAUCGCAUCUAGUGGAAAAAAGACAGUUUGGGUCGAUAGUGUUGAAGAAGCAAAGAGAAUGAGCCCAACGAAAGAGAAGAAAGGAAUCUCAUCUUCUUCAAAGGGUAAAGCAAAAGCAUAUGAUGAGGAAUUCGGAUCCCUUGCUGCCAUGGAACAGUUUGCAGAUGAUGACGGUGAUCUUUCAUUCGACGAAGCAGAUGACUCAAAAAGUAACACAAACUCUCGACCAGUUGAAAAAGCUUUGACAAAAUUGGUAACUGAACUGAUGAGCAGACAAGAAAGGCUAGAUUCACUCAAACAAGCUCAACAAAAGCUGGAAACAGUACGCCAUCUGAUGACAACAAAAGGCACUUCUGUCCGAAAGCUUAAAUCGAAAGAAGAUACUUUACGAGACGCAGUUGCAAAAGGCGCAAGAGUGACUAGUAAUGGACUUGCUUUGCCUGGACCGGACGAAGAAGAUGAGAGC